Microthlaspi erraticum is the source of this 993-nucleotide messenger RNA. The record is from the annotation of a GenBank genome assembly. NCBI's taxonomy places the organism in Eukaryota, Viridiplantae, Streptophyta, Magnoliopsida, Brassicales, Brassicaceae.
AUGGCGAAAAUGUCACCGUUUUUUACCCCCUCUUUCCUCCUCCUUGUCUCGGUCGUCAUCCUCCAACUCUCAGCUGUGAUUUCCGCUGUCCGUAUCAACUCCAGAACAUUGGCGAACCUUCCACAGCAGCAAAAAAAUUUAGAUGCACCGAGCAGCUACCCGAGAUGGUGUGUGCCAAAGCAGGAGACAACAGACGCACAACUCCAAGCAAAUAUUGAUUUCGUGUGCAAAAUCAACAAGAUGGAUUGUCGUUCAAUCUUCCCUGGCCCUGAGCGUCAGUGUUCACAAGAUACACUGACGAUCAAAGCUGCGUACGCCAUGACCUCUUAUUAUAUCAGCAAAGGUCUCACUGGGGACGCUUGUAGUUUCAACGGUAGUGGCAUCGUCACUACUGAUGACCCACCAGCCUCUUAUACAUGCGCCAUACCUCAAGGAAUCCCGGACGCGAAAUGGUGUGUGGCAAAGCAAGAGACAACAGACACACAACUCCAAGCAAAUAUUGAUCUUGUGUGCAAAAUCCACGGGAUUGAUUGUACAUCAAUCUUCCCUGGCCCUGAUGGUUUAUGUUCCAACAGUACAUUGAGGACGAGAGCUGAGUUUGCCAUGACCGCUUAUUAUAUUAGCAAUGGUCUCCUUGACCUCGGUUGUAACUUCAACGGUAGUGGCAUCGUCACUCCUAACCCCCCAGCCUCUAAUACAUGUGGCAGGCCUGAUAGAAUCGUCGACGCAAAAUGGUGUGUGCCAAAGCAAGGGACAACAAGCACACAGCUCCAAGCAAAUAUUGAUUCAGUGUGCAAUACCCACUAUAUCGAUUGUAAAGGCCCUGAUGGUUCAUGUUCCAAAGAUACACUGGAGACGAGAGCUGCUUACGCCAUGACCGCUAAUUAUAUCAGCAAUGGUCUCAAUGAGUUCGGUUGUUAUUUCAACGGUACUGCCAUCAUUACUACUACAUCCCCAAGCUCUAAUACAUGCUUCAUACCUGGUGGAUUGUAA